AUGCAACGUCUCCAACGGUUCGUCCUUGCGAGCUUGUCGAUCUCUAGUGUCUUUGCUUUGUCGGUGCAAGGUCCAACUGCCCCUCUACAAAUUGUCAACAAGCAAUUGGCCCCCGAUGGCUUCCAGCGCGACACCGUGCUCGCGAAUGGUGAAUACCCAGGGCCUCUGAUCAAGGCUAACAAGGGCGACCAUUUCCAAAUCAACGUGACCAACUCACUCACCGAUACCAAUAUGGACACGGCUACCUCUAUCCACUGGCACGGCUUAUUUCAACACGGUACUAAUUGGGCCGAUGGACCCUCCUUCGUUAAUCAGUGUCCCAUUGUACCCGGAAACUCGUUUGUGUAUAGCUUUGAUGCACCGGGGCAGGCUGGGACGUGGUGGUACCACUCUCACCUCUCUGCCCAGUACUGCGACGGCCUGAGAGGCCCCCUUGUCAUCUAUGAUCCGAACGAUCCGCACGCCGGUCUCUAUGAUGUGGACGAUGAAAACACUGUGAUCACACUUGGGGACUGGUAUCAUUAUCUAUCAACUAACCCUCCUGCGAGUGGUCCACCAGCCCCAAGUUCCAUUUUGAUCAACGGUCUGGGUCGCUAUAUCUCGGGUCCAGCCGAUGAGACUGCACCAUUGGCUGUUGUUGGCGUGGAACAGGGUAAACGCUAUCGCUUCCGGCUUGUGUCUAUCUCUUGCGACUCUGGUGUCGAUUUUUCGAUUGAUCAACAUAAUCUAACCAUCAUCGAGGCUGAUGGCAGCAAUACCGAGCCGUUAGUCGUUGACUCAGUGACAAUUCUCGCAGGUCAACGCUACUCUGUUGUUGUUACCGCUGAUCAGGCUGUCGACAACUAUUGGAUUCGCGCGCAGCCCGGGACAACCAAUAUUCAAGGAUUCGACAACGGGCGUAACUCUGCCAUCCUUCGUUACAGCGGUGCCGCUGCUUCAGACCCUACUACAGCACUUACCACCUCUACGUCUCCUAUGGUAGAGACAAACCUCCAUGCUCUUGAAAAUCCCUCCGCUCCUGGUAAUCCCACCCCAGGAGGUGCCGAUAUCAACUAUACUCUUGAUGUUGCCUUCGUCAAUGGACUAUUCGAGAUCAAUGGAACAAGCUUUACGCCCCCCACUGUCCCCGUUCUACUUCAAAUUCUCAGCGGAGCAAAGUCGGCUUCUGAUCUUCUCCCCAAGGGGAGCAUAUACGCCCUCGAGCCCAACAAGUCUGUGGAGCUCCUGAUCCCUGGUGGUGUUCUUGGUGGCCCGCAUCCCAUUCAUUUACAUGGUCACUCGUUCUCGGUCGUGCGCAGUGCCGGGAGUACUUCCUACAACUUUGACAACCCCGUCCGCCGUGACGUCGUCAGUAUCGGAACGGAAAGCACUGACCAGACGACCAUCCGCUUUUUCACUGAUAAUCCAGGACCCUGGUUCAUCCAUUGCCACAUUGACUGGCAUCUCACUGCUGGAUUUGCCGCUGUCAUGGCCGAGGAUGUCGCAGAGACGCCGCUUAUCGAUCCAACGCCUGACUCUUGGAAUGCUCUCUGUCCCGCCUACAAUGCUGCGAGCCCUAAGGUCAAGGUAGCAACGGCUCCCAAGAAGCUGAAGUCCCCUUGA
Messenger RNA from Heterobasidion irregulare TC 32-1, 1602 nucleotides. RefSeq names its product laccase (gene lcc4). NCBI's taxonomy places the organism in Eukaryota, Fungi, Basidiomycota, Agaricomycetes, Russulales, Bondarzewiaceae. The transcript is spliced from 19 exons. The record is from RefSeq and is a predicted model, not a curated record. Bases 1 to 1602 code for a protein of 533 amino acids. Gene Ontology annotation, molecular function: copper ion binding; oxidoreductase activity.